Molecule: messenger RNA, 1236 nt
Organism: Loxodonta africana (African savanna elephant)
Lineage: Eukaryota; Metazoa; Chordata; Mammalia; Proboscidea; Elephantidae
Product: olfactory receptor 2V2-like
Exons: 1
Coding region: 203-1201 (332 amino acids)
Biological process (GO): detection of chemical stimulus involved in sensory perception of smell; G protein-coupled receptor signaling pathway
Cellular component (GO): plasma membrane
Molecular function (GO): G protein-coupled receptor activity; olfactory receptor activity
Source: RefSeq, a predicted model, not a curated record
ACCUAUGAACUGCAAGGGCUAUGGCAUGGAGAUAUGAAGAAGUGUCCUCUUCUAUGUUUCAUAACUUAUGUUGUUGAAGCCUGAUGAGUUACAAUAAAAACCACUGACUGAAGAAGUAGAAUGAAGAGAUGAGUAAAGAAAUGCCAGUAAAUCCAAACUUUUAUUUUGUCCAUGUUCUCAGGUGACCGGAAACAAUUGAGCCAUGGAGACCUGGUCGAACCGAUCAUCCACAGACGACUUUGUCCUCUUGGGCAUCUUUUCCCACAGUCCAACUGAUCUUGUUCUUUUCUCUGCAGUCAUGGUGGUCUUCACAGUGGCCCUCUGUGGGAAUGUUCUUCUCAUCCUACUCAUCUAUAUAGAUCCUCGACUUCACACACCCAUGUACUUCUUCCUCAGCCAGCUUUCCAUCAUGGACCUCAUGCUGGUCUGUAUUAAUGUGCCAAAGAUGGCAGUCAACUUCCUGUCUGGCAGGAAGUCUAUCUCCUUUGUGGGUUGUGGCAUACAAACUGGCCUCUUUGUUUCUCUUGUGGGCUCUGAGGGGCUCUUGCUGGGACUCAUGGCUUAUGACCGUUAUGUGGCCAUUAGCUACCCACUCCACUAUCCCAUCUUCAUGAGUCAAAGAAUCUGUCUUCAGAUUGUUGGAGGAUCGUGGGUGUUUGGGAUCAUAGAUGGUUUGAUUCAGAUGGUGAUAGUAAUGACCUUCCCCUACUGUGGCUUGAGGGAUGUGAACCACUUCUUCUGUGAGAUGUUAUCUGUAUUGAAACUGGCCUGUGUAGACACAUCCCUUUUUGAGAACCUAGUAUUUGCUUGCUGUGUCUUCAUGCUCUUCCUCCCCUUCUCCAUCAUCGUGGCCUCCUAUGCUCGUAUCCUGGGGACUGUACUCCAUAUGUGUUCUACUCAGGCUCGUAAAAAGGCUCUGGCCACUUGUUUUUCCCACCUGACAUCUGUCUCCCUCUUCUAUGGGGCAGCCAUGUUCAUUUACCUGAGGCCUAAGCACUACAGGGCCCCUAGCCAUGACAAGAUGGUCUCUGUCUUCUAUACAGUCCUUACUCCUAUGCUCAACCCCCUCAUUUAUAGCUUGAGGAACCGAGAGGUGAUGGGGGCACUGAGGGAGAGGCUGGGUCGUUGUAGGAUCAGCAUCCAGCAGGGCAUCCUACACCUGGCUCUGCCACCUCCUAGCUCUGUGUCACUGGAUAAAUAACAAUGAGUCUCAGUUUACUCACUAGUAAUGAGGAU